AUGCAGUCUAUCUACGAGACAUUUGUAGAGGACGAUGGUUCAGAUGAUGGCAAUGUCGUUCGGGGAAUCGAUCCCGGACUCGGGAAGCUAGACGGUCACGAAGUAUUGAUUUUCGACAUUUCUGGUAUAAACAAGGAACAGAUUAUGCUUGGCGAGCUGCACUUCUACUUGCGGCGCCGCGAUGCGACGAAACAUGGCCGUGCAAGGCAGCUUCGGGCGAAAUCGUUGUGCGUCAACGAGUACUGUACUGAGAAUCAAGAACUUGUAGCGAUAAAGGUGACACCAGAAAAAGUGGUCUGGGAUGCGACCAAACCACUGGCGGAGGCAAACGCAUUGGAUACCUCUCAGUUGGUUGUUAGGAUUUCCCGUCGCGAUAUCAGAAUGCGUCGCUAUGUGGAGCUGGUGAAGAAGUGCUCGCCCAUUUUUAGUGGUUUACUCAAAAGCCGAGAACACCAUCGAUACCGAAGUAAUUCGAAGUCGUGUAGAAGGUACUCGACGUAA
Cooperia oncophora is the source of this 501-nucleotide messenger RNA. The record is from the annotation of a GenBank genome assembly. Lineage: Eukaryota; Metazoa; Nematoda; Chromadorea; Rhabditida; Trichostrongylidae.